UUUACAGUGCCAACACCCAAUGACACAGUUCUUGCAGCUCCCACAGGAGAAAAGAUUUGGUACUUGUUCUUGACUUGAAUCCAAAGAAUUCCAAUCUUUCCUCCUCUUCUUGUCUUUUCCCAAUCCUUGACACGAUGUGAAUCGGUUCGCAUGAUGUGUUAUAAGACACUGCGGCGGGUCUCGAUCGAGGGGAACGGAGGGAGACAGCCGGAGAUCUGUAGGCACUGAUACGUUCAAGCUAGACAGGAGAAAGGAGCUGAAAGGACUCAAGGAGUUUUAAUCGCUCUAUUAUCCUACAUCUCUGAGUCAUGAGCUUACUCCCAAAUUCUCAGAACAUAGUGAGAAACAGCUGAACAUGUUGAAGUUAGAUGCUGUAACUACAGAGAAAGGGGAAAAUGAUCUUGCAGAAUUAGUAGACAGAAAACCAUAUCAAGAUAUAGAAUUGUCUCUUCCCAAUCAUAUCAGCAAGGAUGCUUCAGUGAUUCAAAAUCAAAAUGAGAAUAAACCUAUGCCAUCUGCAUCAGAUGAUCUUCGUGCUGAAAUCCAGAAUAUUGAGCUAUAUGCAGAUAAGGCCGCUACUGGUGUCUGUCAAACUGUGAAAGACAUAUGCAUGGAUGAAAGUUUACCACAUAAAAAGAUUCUGUUAGAAAGCAGUGACACCACCAAGGAGAGUUUAGCUGGCAUCAAACCAUCAGCAACAAAUACAGAUGAUAAUCCAAGUGGACGACUUACAGAAUGUGUGACUCUAAUUAUGCAGGAUCUACACAUAGCUUCUGUUGUUGCUAAGGAUGCUGCGGAUCAAUAUUCACUUUGUAGCUUAGUUGAACUUGAAGACAAGCAGAAGGCAGAUGUGCAUAUUACAAAACAUUUAUCUGACCAUAAUAUCAGUUUUCAGCCAUUGCUUUCUACUGGAGAUUUUGACAUGGUUCCUCGUCAAUUGGAUACAAACAAAUUCAAUCGACUGCAUAUUUUCCAGAAAAAUACUGGACAGGUUAAACAUGAUGAAGUAUGCUCAACAACUCUGGCUUCAUCAAGCAUCACCACUGAUUCUAAGGAAACCAGUGGGUUGGUGAAAAAUUAUACCAGUGUUACGUCACUGGGUAGUCUGAAAGGUGGCUGCUCCACUGCUGAAGUUGAGCCAUCAGAUGUGGGAGGUGAGAAGGAAGGAGGAAAUGUUUCUCCUUCCUUCAAUCCUGGAGCAAUGACAAACAAAGAAAUAGAGGAGAACAGUGGUAAUACUGAUAGUGAAUCUUUCAUAGAUGCCCAAAAUUGUUUUUCAGGUGAAGAGAUGGUUUUUGAUGGUGUCACAUCUUCUUCACGAUGUUCGUGUUGUCACAAGAACGCAGGAGACCCAAGUUCCUCUGGUCCAAAAUCAUCCUCAGGGCACAUUGUAUUUUCUGGUAAUAUUUCUCUUCGAUCGGAUAGCACCACCAGCACUCGCUCCUUUGCCUUUCCGAUAUUACAACCGGAUUGGAAUUCCAGCCCAGUGAAAAUGGCUAAAGCAGACAGCAGGCAUUUGAAAAAGCACCGGUUUUGGAGGUCAGGAAUUUUAUGUUGUAAAUUCUGAAGAUAAUAUGCCUGACCCUCUCUUCUUUUUAUUACGUGCCUCGCAAAAGUUUACAUUUCCGUUGUCAUAAAAAUCAGCCAUGGGUUUCUUUUUGGCCCCCGCGAUCCUGCUGCUUGUUUUUAUACACUCGAGGCAGGUUAGGAGGAAGAAUGUUGCGCUUUGGAUUGUGGUUUGAAUUGUGUAACGUAACCAAAAUAUUCUUGUCUCUGUCAAAGAAAGCAAGUAAUGGUUCUCUUUAUAUAUAUAUAUAUAUAUAUAUAUAUAUAUAUAUAUAUAUAUAUAUAUAUAUAUAUAUAUAUAUCUGCAAAGAAUUAAGCGUGGAGGAUCAGAGUAAUGGUUCUCUUUCGUUUUGUUCCUUGUUGCA
Musa acuminata AAA Group (dessert banana) is the source of this 1931-nucleotide messenger RNA. RefSeq lists its product as uncharacterized. The record is from RefSeq and is a predicted model, not a curated record. Bases 356 to 1567 code for a protein of 403 amino acids. The transcript is spliced from 5 exons. NCBI's taxonomy places the organism in Eukaryota, Viridiplantae, Streptophyta, Magnoliopsida, Zingiberales, Musaceae. Gene Ontology annotation, biological process: regulation of asymmetric cell division.